UCGGCACUUGCCAGAUAGCUCAGUUGAAGAUAACUUGUUAUCUUGUGCUCUAUUCUGUCGUAAUUAAUGUGUAGAAUAGUUUGAAAAAUAAGUUUAGAAUUUUACAAAAUAAAAUAUAUUAAAAAUGGUGGUAACUAAAAGAGUGCUAGUGAUUUACACAGGUGGUACUUUUGGUAUGCUGAAAAAUGAGAAAGGAGUGCUGGUGCCGCAGAAGAACAUAGAGAAAGUGAUCAGGAAGCUGCCACAGUUGCACGAUGAAGAAUACUGGCAGAAGAAUCUCGCCAACACAGACCAGAAGGACUACCUUGCUCUUCCAGAUGGCAAGGACACAGAUAUCAAAAUAUUGUACAAAAUCCACGAGUAUGAUGAGCUGAAGGAUUCUUCAGACUUCACUAUCGACGACUGGAUCAAACAAGCUAGGGAUAUCAAGUGUUUCUACCACGACUACGAUGGAUUCGUAGUACUGCAUGGCACGGACACCACCGCGUACGGAGCAUCAGUGCUGUCGAUGAUGCUCGAAGUUGUAGGCAAGACGGUCGUGCUUACUGGCGCACAGGUGCCAAUCUUCCAACCCCGUAGUGAUGGGAACAACAACCUGCUGUGUGCUGUCUUGAUUGCCGCCACGCUCCACAUUCCCGAAGUCACAGUCUUCUUUGGAGCCAAACUCUUCAGGGGAACCAGAGUAAAGAAAGUAUCCAACACCCGUAUCUAUGCGUUCGAUACGCCCAACUUCCCCCCGCUGCUGGAAGCUAAGACGACCCUGGAUGUGGACCCUAAGAUGCUGAUCCACCCGCCAGGCUCAGUGCCUAACGAGUGUAGACUUCAUGACCAGUUGUCCAAGAAAGUGUACGUCUUAAAGGUCGCGCCAACGAUCACGCCGGAGAUCAUCCGGGCGGUCUUCGAGGGGAUGGAAGGCGUAGUGCUAGAAACAUACGGCAACGGGAACAUCCCAAUCAAACGCAAGGAGAUCUACAAGGAGAUCGAGCGAGCUGUCAAGAAUAACGUGCUCGUUGUCAAUGUGACGCAGUGCAUCAACGGAACCGUGCUCGGGAAGGCCAUCUACGAGACUGGCUUGCUGCUGGUUGAAUGUGGAGUGGUACCAGCAUUUGACAUGACAGCGGAGGCAGCUCUAGCGAAACUCUCCUACGUGCUCACCAAGAAAGAACUCUCUUAUCAACAGAAAGUUGAGCUAAUGAAAACUAAUAUACGAGGCGAGUUAUACAAUCCCAGUCAUUAACUAAAUAAAAAAACUCGAAUAUAUGUUACGUGUGUUAAAAUAAUAUUAAAUAAAACAUUUUUUGUAGAUAAUUAUGACAUAUUUUAUUUCAAAAAAUAAUUCAUUUUACUUCACACUUACAUGUAUGACACAUAUUCAGUAGAAUAAUUAUGCAAAAAUGCAGGCAAUAUAACAUAAUAAAAACAAAAUAAUAAACAUUUACUUAAUAAAAAAUAUAAAUGCCCCGACGAAAUGUAUUACUUUAUUUAUUUUUUUAAUUAAAAUAUACAGAAAAAGUACUCAAAAACUAUUCGAAAAACAUUUUAUUAUCUUUGGAAUUUUGACAAAACACCUCAAAAAUGCAAAAAAAUUUGGCGCCAAUUUUUCAAUCCCCGACAUUUUACAACUACCUACACACGACACCAGGCACACGAGUACAGUUACAGUCACAAGGGCAAUACAAAAUUGUUCAAAUAUAGAUUAACAUAACGUAUAUCAGCUUAACAUAUUUUUGAGGUAAAACAUAAGUGGUAACGUAAUGGAAUAGGUAGCAUACAUUUUUAAAUACUACUUAAA
Pectinophora gossypiella (pink bollworm) is the source of this 1792-nucleotide messenger RNA. Its product is annotated as L-asparaginase-like. Gene Ontology annotation, molecular function: asparaginase activity. NCBI's taxonomy places the organism in Eukaryota, Metazoa, Arthropoda, Insecta, Lepidoptera, Gelechiidae. The record is from RefSeq and is a predicted model, not a curated record. The transcript is spliced from 9 exons. Bases 125 to 1237 code for a protein of 370 amino acids.